GAACUCCAACCAAUUCAUUCGACCUCAACCUCGACCCCAGCUUAGAAACGGAGGCCAUCUGGAUCAACGGUCGGACUCUGAAAAGUCUCUUUAGUACACAAUCCGCUCCCCCUCAGAUAAGAAUGACUUCAGUCCAAGGCAUUUACCCACAGGCCUACAUAUUCCCAAGGGAGUUCGAAGUCAUCAUGGAUUCAUCCCCCCCUUCGCCGGAGGAUCCCGAACUGGUGCCCAUUUUGGACAGGGAAGACAAUAGCGAUCUAUCUCGCCCAGACUCAUCCAUCAGCAGCUAUAGCUCUCGGUCCUCUACGGAUAGCCUAUGCCUUCCCGACGCUUCCUUCUCAUACUACCAAACAUCCCAGAAAUAUCAGCUUCCCCCACCGCCACCUCCGACUCCAUUCUUGACAUCUCCACUAGUAUCUCCACUCAAGCAGGGGCUCGAGGAUAGAGACCUGUAUUCCUCACCAUUCGUGCUUAGCGCGAACUUGCUAGAGCUCGGAGAAACGCUGGGAGAUUUGUUUGUAGAGUCGGAUCGCGAAUACCGAGGCAUGGGGGAAAGGGUAUACAUCCCCUACCGGCACGAGCAAAAGGUUUGCUGGAGUUACUCGAUCACGUUCAAACGAGCUAUUUAACUAACACAUCGAUAUAGCAUCUUUCCGGGUCAUGGUCCCUGCCCUGCUCCUUCAACGACCCAACAAACUAUUCCGAGCCAAAUGUCGAGGCAUACGAUAACGAAGACUACUGCUUUCCCGUGCGAUCGAGCUUUGACGAAGGACUAUUCGUCCCUAAAACAGCGCCAUACGUCCGCCCCACAAACCAUACAACCCCCCCUACACCCCCUCCUUCGAGAUGCUCGGGAGACUCGGAGGAGAGGCUCUGGUCACUAUCCGAAAUCGAGAGGCAGCUACAAAUGCUGACCGACGAGCGAGCUCGAGCGGAGGAGUCGCAAGGACAGGACGAAUUAGGGGAACUGGAAAGGCACAGCCGGAGGCCGCACAGAGGGGGUGCUAUGAAGAAGUUCACGAGGGUUUGGAGGGGUUACCUGCACCGGUCGUGAAUUAUUCCAUGUGGCCGUCCCUAUUGCGAGUUUCUCAUUUCUCUCCUCUUUUUUUUCCCCGCUCAUCCUUCUCUAUCUAUCCCAGGAUUCGGGGCUGGGCUCCGAUGUGUCAGCUACUUAAUAUCCUUUUCUCCCACCACUCUUGUACAAAAUUUACGGCUUUGCGGUCUGUUUUUACCUCUGCAUUCUCGAGGAAUCUUCAUUCCAUGUAACCAUUCACUUCUUAACUUCUAUUCGGGGGGGGGUUUUUUUUUCUUUUUUUUUUCUUUUCUUCUCUUUCUUUCCGGUCCUACAGGAAAAAAAGGUUUGGGGUUGAUCAUUGGGAAUUUUUCGGGCCAUUGUUUUCAUCAGCCAUACUCCAGGGCCAGGGGGCAUCCCUAGAGGAGUCGUUGGUACUUUUUUUUAUCUUUCCAGGGAUUGGAGCUUUUCUGUCAACAACUUUUUGUCUGUAUUUCUCAGUGCACACGGGUUUCCUUUGCAGAGUCAAUAAAUAAAAGAAGUGUUUGUGUCUAUCAUAAUAUUAUUCAUGCCCAAUUCACAUUCCAUCAUGUCUGCCCUGCUACGUCUCUUUGGUAGGGUUCAGUCUAGUUUGUUUCCCCCUCUUCAGCUGCAAAAAUUAUGAUGUGCUGU
Molecule: messenger RNA, 1684 nt
Organism: Tuber aestivum (summer truffle)
Lineage: Eukaryota; Fungi; Ascomycota; Pezizomycetes; Pezizales; Tuberaceae
Source: the annotation of a GenBank genome assembly